Sabethes cyaneus is the source of this 576-nucleotide messenger RNA. RefSeq lists its product as uncharacterized. The record is from RefSeq and is a predicted model, not a curated record. NCBI's taxonomy places the organism in Eukaryota, Metazoa, Arthropoda, Insecta, Diptera, Culicidae. Gene Ontology annotation, molecular function: nucleic acid binding. The transcript is spliced from 2 exons. The coding region runs from base 1 to 576 and encodes 191 amino acids.
AUGAAGCGGGCGAUGAAGAAGAUCAACAAGGGAGAACCCCUGCAGGAGACACUUGAAGUUUUCCUUGCAACAUACCGUUCCACACCAAGCAGAACUACCGAUCAGAAAUCACCUAGUGAGUUGAUGUUUGGUAGACGGAUGCGAACAACGCUGGAUUUGCUUCGACCAACACAAAUUGCGGAAACUGUGAAUGUUAACAGCCAGCAACGACACUUUAGCAACGGCGAUUUGGUCUACGUGCAGGUGCAUGCGAAACGACUGGUACUGGGAACCGGUCAUGUCAACCAGAUUCGUCCACGAUACAACAGUGCAAACACGGAAGCGGAGUUGCUCAACAAACAUUUACCGCUGAGCGUUUUGCUAGAAGAGGUCGGUAUAAAACAACAACCGACUGAACCAUCACCAGAAGCAGUAAAUGAGCGUGCACAAGAACAGCUGAACCCAGAUCCUGGUCCGGAUCGACCGUCAGUGGCAAGUGCGGCACCAACGAGAAGUCGCAUUCCAACGUCAACAGCUACGUAUACUUCCAGAGGACGAGAAGUUCGCUUGCCGGCUCGGUUCAAUCACUAUGUAUAA